This is a messenger RNA of Panicum virgatum (switchgrass), 761 nucleotides long. RefSeq names its product transcription initiation factor IIA subunit 2-like. The transcript has 4 exons. The coding region runs from base 208 to 537 and encodes 109 amino acids. The record is from RefSeq and is a predicted model, not a curated record. Lineage: Eukaryota; Viridiplantae; Streptophyta; Magnoliopsida; Poales; Poaceae. Gene Ontology annotation, biological process: RNA polymerase II preinitiation complex assembly; transcription initiation at RNA polymerase II promoter. Gene Ontology annotation, molecular function: RNA polymerase II general transcription initiation factor activity; TBP-class protein binding. Gene Ontology annotation, cellular component: transcription factor TFIIA complex.
GCACCGCCAUUGCGGCCGGAUGGAAGAGAACGGAAGCCUAUAUAAAGCAUCCUAAAUUCCCCUUGACCUUCUGCGUCUCCGUAUAUAAGAACCCAGAUUUCGAAUUCCUCCUCCCCUCUCCCACCGACGUCGACACCGCUGUUCCAGCAGAUCCCAAGGGAGUCUUCCUCCUCCUCCGAUCCGUCCCCGUCCCGAUCCUCGCUGGGGAUGGCCACCUUCGAGCUGUACCGGAGGUCCACCAUCGGCACCUGCCUCACUGAGACGCUUGACGAGCUAGUGUCCAGCGGGGCCGUCAGCCCCGAGCUCGCCAUUCAAGUCCUUGUGCAGUUUGACAAGUCCAUGACUGACGCGCUGGACAGUCAGGUCAAGAGCAAGGUUAACAUCAAGGGCCAUCUGCACACCUACAGGUUCUGCGACAAUGUCUGGACCUUCAUUCUUACAGAUGCAACCUUCAAAAGCGAGGAGAUUUCAGAAACACUGAGCAAGGUGAAGAUUGUGACCUGCGAUUCUAAGUUGCUGCAGCCUCAUCAACCAUAAAUUGACAGCCACCUGCUUCAUGUCGAUUGAUCACCAUCCAGUUUAGCUCAGUUGAUGCUAUCCCUGGCGCCACCCAAACUUUCCUAGUUCAUGUGAAUUUGCCCUCUCUUAAAGUUGUUUCUGUGGAUCUAAACUAUCGCCGCGGCACUAGACUAGAGUACCAUGGCUGACAACUUGUUAUCCGUACUGCUUAUGAAUAUGGUUUCGCUCGUUUCUGUUGAUAA